AGAACAAUAAUAAGUUAUUAAUUUUUUUCUUCAAUUCAACCAAUAAAAAUUUAAAUAGAGUUUUAUAACCGACAAAUAUACUGAACAAGUGGAUGAGCGAAGUAGACAAGUACACACUGAGUAGUCGCGUGUCUGACAGUUGACUAGUGACAGGUUGUUUAAAAUGUUAUUUACUUAUUUUUUAACAAAUUAGUUUUACGUUUGAGUGGAAUUUUUUUAGUUAUAACACGAUUGAUUGGCUCAUCUUUUUAUUUGUUCAUGAAUAAUUUAUAUAUAAGUACUAUUCAAAUUUGUUGAAAUUACUUUUUUUUUUGAUAAUUUUUUUUAUGCAUGUAAUUCAAUUGGAAAGUACACCAUCACCUUGACCGAUGUGCCAGACCAGUAUUCAAUGUGCCAGAAUUAUAAAUAUGACCUUCCUAUAUCAGGUUUAGUGAAAUUUAAUGAAAUAUGAAGAAAUAUAUACAUGGUAUUUAUUAAAAUCGUAACGACAUAUGAAGGACAUAAAAAAAAAUUAAUGUAAAUAAGAAAAGUUGCGGUAAUAUAAUUAUGUGUGGUUUCGUGUUUAAAUAUAAUUAUGAUAAACACGCAAAAACUAAUAAUAAUUGUGGGUAUGGACCAAGAAAUUAACAAAGACUGAGCCGCUUGUUGAAAAUAAAACUUCAGGAUAAAUUUUAUAUUUUGUAACUAAAUUAAAUAAAUCACUAAACUAAUAAAUCUAAAAAGAUUUUCAAAACUAUUUCAAAUAACAGUGAUAUAAAAUAAAUAAUAAAAGUUUUUCAAAACUGCAAAUAUUAAUAUUUAAAUUUUAAUAAUGAUCAAUAAUGAAAAUUUAGUAAACAAUAAUGAUAUUACAACAUCGAAAAAAACGGAUUCGGAAAAAAAAAAUUCAAAACUUAACAAUGGAAAAAAAAGUUUAGAUCGUUCGUUGAUGAAUAAUAAUAUAACUCAAGAACCACCAGAAAAUAUUGAAAAAAUGUGGGAAUCAAUGUUACGGGUACAAGACGAAAUUGGUACAAAAGCUAUUAAAGAAAACUUGGAUAUAAUCGAAAAUAAUUUAGAUGAGGUAAAGCAGCCAAGUGUAGAGGAAAUUAAAACUGAGGAUGAAGAGCUGGAUCUGGACUUGGAGGAACUAUCGCCUGAGGUGAUGGAGUACGCUAAACGGGAACUUGGUGAAACAGAUGAGGUCAAGUGCCAAACCUUGCAGGAGCUACGCGACAUGAUAUAUGAAAGAGGUGAAUGUACCCCCCACAGGAUGGACGAUGCCUUUUUAAUCAGAUUUCUUCGUGCACGUAGUUUCAAUGUUAACCGAGCUCAUCGGUUGGUUGUUAGAUAUUAUAAUUUCAAAGAAGAUCAUCCGGAAAUACAUAAAAAUGUAAAUCCACUAAAAAUGCAUCAUAUUGGUGAUGAUGAUGUAAUGACUGUGCCAGCUUAUAGAACACAAUGUGGACGUAGAAUGAUGAUUUAUAGAAUGGGUAAUUGGGAUCCUAAAAAAUAUGGUGUUGAAGAAAUUUUCAAAGCAACUGUUAUUAUACUUGAACUGGGUGUUUUGGAACCGCGAGCUCAAGUUCUUGGAGGAGUCGUUAUUUUCGAUCUUCAGGAUAUUACUUUAGCACAUGCUUGGACUAUUACACCUCAGGUUGCAAGUAUGGUAAUGGCAUUAAUGGUAUCCUCAUUUCCAAUGAAAACUUAUGCGAUUCAUAUUCUUCAUCAGUCUUGGGUAUUCGACAUGAUAUAUGCAAUGUUUAAACCUCUUAUAAAUAAAGAAAUGCAGGAACGGGUUUUUUUCCACGGUGACGAUAUGGCAAGCCUUCAUAAACAAGUGGCGCCUACGUCAUUGCCGAAGAAAUAUGGAGGUACACGAGAGGAGUUGCCAUAUUACAAGUGGAUUGAUUCACUUAGCUUAAAACCUAAAAUUGUCAAGGAAAUGCAAUCACUUGGUUACGUUAUUCCAGAAGAGUUGAUUAAAGACCUUUGAUCUUUAUAAUUUCUCUACAUAGAAUAUUUAAUUUGAUAUGAUAUAAAAGAUAGUCAUUGUAGUAACAAAAUAUAAUAUUUUAAUAAAUAUUAUAUUCUCUUAGAUUGUCAUUGAUUUUUUAUAAUUAAUUAUAAACUAUCAAUAAUUAACGCCCUGCUGUAAUUAUUACGAUAUUUGAAUUUUUUUAUGUAACUCAUGCCGAUGAAGAAUACGCUACUAAAUCGCUGGAGUCAGCCUCAUAAAAUUUUAUAUUAAAAUACAAUCCUUUCUGAUUAGUCAAACGAGUUGAUUAAUGUACAUUAAAACACUCAUUUUUAUAAUAGACCAUUGAGUUUUAGUGAAAUGGGCGAAGUAUAUCCCUACUCAAUAAUUCUAGCCAAUAACUAAUCUAUCACCUUUCUCUUUCAUGACGUCACUUUAAAUUUAGCUACCUUAUUAACAUGACCAAAAUCUUUAGACUGCACACGUGCAUUCAAUUACUCAGCACACAUAUGUGCAGAUCAAGACAACCUGACAUACCUCUAUUAAUUGAUACGACAUGACACCAACAAUAACUUUCUAUCUUCCCGCUAAGAAAAUCGAUGAUUUACAAAAAUUUUGGAAGUUAUUGUUUUCACCCCGAUUUUCGAAAAUAGAAAUUUUAUCAGAUGUGGACGUUUUGAGGUCCUAGGAAGAUAUUCUAUUUUCAGAAUGAUGUCUGAGUGUCUGUAUGUAUGUGUGUGUGUGUGUGUGUGUGUGUGUGUGUGUGUGUGUGUGUGUGUGUGUGUGUGUGUGUGUGUGU
Microplitis mediator is the source of this 2756-nucleotide messenger RNA. Its product is annotated as alpha-tocopherol transfer protein-like. Bases 812 to 1975 code for a protein of 387 amino acids. Gene Ontology annotation, molecular function: phosphatidylinositol bisphosphate binding. NCBI's taxonomy places the organism in Eukaryota, Metazoa, Arthropoda, Insecta, Hymenoptera, Braconidae. Gene Ontology annotation, cellular component: membrane. The record is from RefSeq and is a predicted model, not a curated record. The transcript has 7 exons.